Messenger RNA from Plutella xylostella (diamondback moth), 2616 nucleotides. RefSeq names its product angiotensin-converting enzyme. Gene Ontology annotation, biological process: proteolysis. Gene Ontology annotation, cellular component: plasma membrane. The record is from RefSeq and is a predicted model, not a curated record. Lineage: Eukaryota; Metazoa; Arthropoda; Insecta; Lepidoptera; Plutellidae. Gene Ontology annotation, molecular function: metallopeptidase activity; peptidyl-dipeptidase activity.
UGUCUGCGCCGGCGCACAGCGCGCGCCGCAGUCGCCGACACCGCCGCCGUGACGAUGACAGUUCUCUGUGUAUAAAAGUAAACAUUGACCAAUCAAUACCACAUUCGAUUUUCGAAAUCCAAAUUCGCGGUUGUGUUUGUGAUUUAAUUGCAGACGAUGCUGAAGAUCGGCGGCGGCGCGGCGCUGGUGGCGGCCAUCGUCGCGGUGUUCGUGGUUGCCACGCAGGGCCGCGACCCCGACCUGGAGGCGCUGGAGCACGAGGGGCAGGAGUACAUCAAGACCCUCGACGUGGCCACCGGCUUCAGGAGGAACCGAGCCUCGCUGGCCGAGUGGGCCUACACGUCGAACAUUACUAAGGAGAAUGAGGAGAGGAAGAUCCAUGUCCAGCUGGAGAUAUCAAAGGAAGACAAAGUAGCAUGGGAGGAGACGAAGAUGUACAAAUGGCAAGACUUCCAGGACCUGUCUCUGAGGCGAAUGUUCAAGAAGUACAGUCAGCUGGGUGCCUCCGCUCUACCUGACGACAAGUACAAGAAGUUCAUGCAAGUCAUAUCGGACAUGGAGUCCAACUACGCAACCGCCAAGAUCUGCUCGUACAAAAAUGAAAGCAAAUGCGACUUGUCUUUGGAACCAGACAUCACAGAGAUCUUCAGCAAGAGCCAAGACCCCGAGGAGCUGAAGCACGCGUGGGUGCAGUGGCACCGCGCGGCCGGCGCCCCCGCGCGGGACAACUUCACCGAGUAUGUGCAGCUGGAUAACGAGGCCGCACAACUUAAUGACUUCAAAAACGUAGCGGAGUGGUGGCUGUCAGAAUACGAGGUGCCAGACUUCGAGGCUCAAAUCGCCGCGCUGUGGGAAGACGUGAAGCCUCUGUACCAACAGCUGCACGCGUAUGUGAGGAAGAGGCUGAGGGACAAGUACGGCGACCAGGUGGUGUCGGCGAGAGGACCUAUCCCCGCGCAUUUGUUAGGUAACAUGUGGGCGCAGACAUGGUCGAAUAUAGAAUCAUUCACGAGGCCGUACCCUGACAAGAAGGAGAUGGAUGUCACUCAAGCAAUGAAGGAUCAAAACUACACUGCCCUGAAAAUGUUCCAAAUGUCCGACGAAUUCUUCCGUUCACUGAACUUGACAGCCAUGCCAGAACUCUUCUGGAAGAAUUCUAUCAUUGAAAAGCCCAGUGACAGGGACAUGGUCUGCCAUGCUUCCGCUUGGGACUUCUUUGAUGGAAAGGAUUUCAGGAUCAAACAGUGCACUACAGUCGAUUAUGAGUAUUUCCAAACAACUCACCACGAAAUGGGCCACAUCCAAUACUUCCUGCAGUACAAACACCAACCUGUCGUUUUCCGCGACGGAGCUAAUCCAGGUUUUCAUGAGGCCGUUGGUGACACCAUAGCAUUAUCAGUUUCGUCGCCUAAACAUCUCCGUAGAGUCGGACUUAGCAACGGCGAAGCAGAGGAUGACCAGACCGAGAUCAAUCAACUGUAUAAAAUGGGAAUAGACAAGAUAGUGUUCCUGCCGUUCGCGUAUACCUUGGACCUGUUCCGCUACGGCGUAUUCCGCGGCACGACGGCGCCUGAGGACUACAACUGCCACUACUGGAACCUGCGGGAGUCUCUGCAGGGCGUGGAGCCGCCCGUGAACAGGACCGAGGAGGACUUCGACGCCGCCGCCAAGUACCACGUGUCUGCUGAUGUGGAAUAUGCUAGGUACUACGUGUCGUUCAUCAUCCAGUUCCAGUUCCACCGCGCGCUGUGCCAGCUGGCCGGCGAGUACGUGCCCGAGGACUUCACCAAGAAGCUGGUGGACUGCGACAUCUACCAGAGCGUGGCCGCCGGGAACGCGCUCUCGAACAUGUUAAAGAUGGGUUCGUCGAAGCCGUGGCCGGACGCGAUGGAGGCGCUGACGGGGCAGCGCUUGAUGAGCGCCGACGGGCUGCUCGAGUACUUCCGCCCGCUGCACGAGUGGCUGCAGGCCGAGAACCAGCGCACCGGCGAGCACAUCGGCUGGGAGCCCAGCAAGAUGCAAUACUGCACAGCCGAGCAGCGAGCAGCGCUAGAAGCCAAAGCGGCUGAUGAGAGCAACAAGCACAGCGCAGAGACCACCACGGAGAGCUCGACGUGACGGCUUCACGCGCCCGCCUAAGCGUACUUACUGCGUCAUCGCGAAAGCCUAGAUCGACAAACUUAGCCGCAGAGGAAGCACUUAUCAUCAGCCAUCAUCAACAGCCCGUAACGGUCCGCUAUUGGAUGAAAGCCACCGAACAUCAGAAGCAAAUUGAAUAUAUUGGAAGUACACUGCAGAAAAAUCUUCUCAUUUCUUACCAACAAUUUUAUUCUGCCAGAAACCACAUUAUAUUUUACUCGUGUAUGAAAAGGCCACAAUAAAACACUUGUAGAACAAAGCAGUGGCUCUUCAAAAUGCUCAUCCUAUGAUGCCUAGGAGGACUCAGUAAUUAGCUGAAGUAAAGCGAUGGUACCUUCUGUAGUUUUACCAGUUUUUAUUCCCGUUUCACACGGCAAGGCAGAGUUUGUCUAUCUGUCAUAAAUAUAGUAGUAGGUAGUAUAAUAUUUAUAGUAGGCAAGCUUCAGUAUUCAUAAUAAACUUUGUACGAUAGUCUGA